Messenger RNA from Chrysemys picta bellii (western painted turtle), 924 nucleotides. The record is from RefSeq and is a predicted model, not a curated record. NCBI's taxonomy places the organism in Eukaryota, Metazoa, Chordata, Testudines, Emydidae.
GCAGCGCCCCGGGCCAAUGACAAACCGGAGCAGCAAAUCCACGGCCAGGGGGCGGGGACCACCUGAAAACGAAAGUGAUUCGGUUUAGGAGUCCGGGGAGCUAGGGAGCGUGCGCAGCGCCCGGGGCUCCCUGCUGCGGGAAGGGAGAUUGCCAAGUGCUGCGCGGGUCAGGCAGCGAACAGAAUCCGGAGUGAGACCGGAGCAGCCUCGACUCCGAGCCCGCCGGGAGCCCCGGCGCGUUCCACACCGGGGAGUCCGCCCGCCCCCUUGGAGUCAGGCCCCUGCCGCGCCCGGGGGAGAACGAAGUGCAGAGAAAGACCGCCUGAACCUUACGGCAGCACCAUGUCAUACCCGUGCGAUCCCCCUCCCUACAGUGACAAGAACCACCUCAUCCCGGUGCAGCCUGAGGACUACUCGCAGCUGGGACCCUCCGCUGUGGGGUACCUGCAGCCUCGGGGGUACCCACAGCCGGGGGGUGAUCCUGGGGCCUCUGUGCAGCCUGCAGCCUGCGCUGGGGGCUACCUGGUGCCCGGAGGAUAUGCACCCUCAGUGGGCUAUCCCCAGCCGAUGGGCUCAGAGCGCCCCAGGCCAGGGCUUCCCAUGCGCUCAGGGGAUACCGCUCUCCCCACCGGGAACAGCUACAUCGUCACCAGCUUCGGGGACGACGUCGUCAGGACUAUUGACUGGGACGACAAGGAGCCGGGCCGGUGCCCCCGGGUGACCCCUCUGUGCCCGUCUGUGCCCUGUGGGUGGGCCGGGCUGGUGCCCCCGGGUGACCCCUCUGUGCCUGUCUGUGCCCUGUGGGUCUACACCAUCAUCUCAGUCCAGCUGCUGGUGACCGUGGGCAUCAUCGCCGUGUUCACCUUCGUCUCCCCCGUCCGCAUCUUUGUGCAGGGGAACGUUGCUGUGUACUACUCCUCUUAG